Messenger RNA from Brachypodium distachyon (stiff brome), 1725 nucleotides. RefSeq names its product 5-epiaristolochene 1,3-dihydroxylase. Gene Ontology annotation, molecular function: iron ion binding; heme binding; monooxygenase activity. Lineage: Eukaryota; Viridiplantae; Streptophyta; Magnoliopsida; Poales; Poaceae. The record is from RefSeq and is a predicted model, not a curated record.
CAGCUUAGCAGAUCAUGGAGAACCUCACAUACAGCUGCUACCUGUUGUUGCUAGCUCUUAUUCCGCUUGUAUACUUUGUUAGAAUCGGUAGACCAAAUUCCCUUAGAAACUCUACCGACAACCCUUGUCUGAGGCUCCCUCCUGGCCCAUGGGAGCUUCCCGUCAUUGGCAGCGUCCACCACCUUUUCAGUGCCCUCCCACACCGAACUCUACGUGACCUCUCACGCCGUCAUGGCCCUCUCAUGCUCCUCAAGCUCGGCAAGGCUCCUGUAAUCGUCGUCUCCGGUGCCGAUGCUGCCAAGGCGGUCAUGAAGACCCAUGACAAUGUCUUCAGCACAAGGCCAAUGAGCUCAGCUCUCAAAGUCGUCCUCAAGUAUGGCAACGGGAUAUCGUUUUCCCCGUACGGUGAGGAAUGGCGUCAACUUUGCAAGGCUUGCGUUGUCGAGCUGCUGAGCGCUGAGCGCAUUCAGUCUUUUUGGCCCGUCUGUGACGAGACCAUGCGACUCAUCAAGUCAGUCCUCUCAUCAUCAUCAUCAUCAUCAUCAUCAUCGGAGCCGCUUGUGAAUGUGAGUCUGAUGAUCAACCGGUACGUGUCCGAUGCAACAGCGCAUGCCUUCAUGGGUUACCGGUUGAAGGACCAGGACACCUUCAUCCAUUAUGUUGAUGAGCUAUCCGGUUUGGUAGCCGGAUUCACCUUACACUUGUUCCCAUCAUCGAGGCUAGCACGCGCUCUAAGCAGCACGCUGCGCAGGACUAAGGCCACCCGGGAUACCGUUUUCACGUACCUGGACCAUGUAGUAAGUGAGCAUCACGAUAGGCGGCAGUCUUCGUCUGAGAAAGACGAUGGUCACCAAGACCUCAUAGAUGUCCUCCUGCAGAUCAAAGCCGACAAAGGCGACAACCUUCAGGUCCCUCUGACCAAGGACAUGAUCAAAAUAGUCACUUUUGAACUUCUUACAGGCGGGAUCGAGGGGCCAUCAACGACGAUGAACUGGGCCAUGGCAGAGCUUAUGCGGAACCCGAGUGCCAUGUCCAGGGCACAAGCCGAGGUCAGGCGAGUCUUCAUGGGGCAAAACAAGGUUAUAACCCAGGAGGGCCUAGCCGAGCUGCCCUACCUCAAUUGCGUCAUCAAGGAGACCAUGCGAUUACACGCUCCUUCACCAUUACUGCUGCCAAGGCAAUGCCAGGAACAAUGCAAGAUACUCGGCUACGACGUGCCCAAGGGUGCUACGGUGCUGGUGAAUGCUUGGGCCAUCGCCAGAGACCCUGAAUACUGGCCAGAACCAGAAGCGUUCAUGCCGGAGAGGUUCCAAGGCAGUCUAAUCGAUCCCAAAGGUAACAACUUUGAGUAUACGCCAUUCGGUUCCGGGCGAAGGAUGUGCCCCGGGAUGCAUUUCGGUCUCGCGCAAGUCCAGCUAGUUCUCGCAAGCCUUCUGCUUUACUUCGAUUGGGCUCUCCCGGAUGGCAUUCUUCCCGGUGAUUUAGACAUGGCAGAAACCUUUGGAAUCGUCGCUAAGAGGAAGGAGGAUCUGCUGCUGCGUGCAACUCCCCGGGUACAGCUUCCCUGCUGAUUUCCCAGAUCGAUCUACGCGUUAUAUAUGUAGUUUUCUUGUCAUGAAUAAAGCCAUCUCAUUCUCAUUGGCUAGCUCUUCAAGUUCAAGUUAUUGCAUCAACUUCUUCCAUGUGUAUUUGUUUCCAGUUGUGUGGCUCUUGUUUCAAACAAUA